Parus major (Great Tit) is the source of this 1089-nucleotide messenger RNA. RefSeq names its product NK1 homeobox 2 (gene NKX1-2). The record is from RefSeq and is a predicted model, not a curated record. Lineage: Eukaryota; Metazoa; Chordata; Aves; Passeriformes; Paridae.
AUGAAUAUUGAUCCACAGCUUGUUACAGCCAUCACUUGCCGUCAGGACAGUGGCAGCUGGCACAGGGAGCACUUGGAGCUUGGAUCCUGCCCAGCGCAGGAGGGGGAUGCAGGAGCCAUCCCUCCUCUCUGGGUGCCUCUGAACACGAGGCUCACCCCGCUGGUCCCGCACUGUCCGGGAGAGCUGCUGGUGGCUCAGCGGAGGGUGAGGGGACAGGUGCAGCCCGUGGCUCUCCGGGCCCCGGGGGACACCAGCAGCCGUCGGGCUGCCGGCUGCAGCCGCAUCCCUGCUCCGGCUCCGGAGGCUCCUGGCCGCCCCCUGCCCACCUCUCUGCACGUCCCCCCGCCCAACCCGGGGCAGGUAACGGGAAAACCCGGAGAGGUUGGGAUGGAGGGAGGCGCCCGCUGCGCCCCCGCGGAGAGCGCGGCGGGGAGGGGGCGCGGGGGCGGCGUGCCAAUGGCUGCGCUGCCCCCUCCUCUGCCCCCACCCCGCCGCCGGCCCCUCCGCCUCCCCGGCCGACCCUCCUCCCCGGCGCUCACUCCGCGCCGCCAGCACCGAGCGUGCGGCUCGGGAGCGGCCCGGCUCCGCGCCCGGCGCUGCGCUCCGCGCUGGGAGCCAGCAGGUCUCCGGGAAGCGCGGAGGGUGGGGGGGAUGCCGGAAUGCCCGGAGCGAGGGGCCAAGGCGGCCCCCAUCCAUCAUAAAAUCUCCUUCUCCAUCUUAGACAUCCUGGAUCCCCAGAAAUUCAGCAGAAGACGCGAACCGGCCUCGGGGAGCUGGGGCAGCGCACCCCGCUCGGGCGAGCGGGAGAAAAGUUUGGGAAGAGUUGAAGUAGGAAAGGACGCUGCUGCUCCCGGCAGCGGGAGGAAUAAACUAGAGGCACAUGGUGCGCACGCCCCGGCGGAGAGCGGCGCCGAGGACGCGGGGCAGGAGCGCGACGAGGAGGACCCGAGCGGGGACGGAACUUUCCCUUCCUACGCCGCCGCCAACGUGCUGGUGCCGCCGGCCGCCCCCUUCCCGCUGGGCGCCGGCCCCUUCGCUCCCUUCCUGGGCCCCGCGUACCUCGGCCCCUUCUACGGCCCGCACCUCUGA